Molecule: messenger RNA, 1960 nt
Organism: Pygocentrus nattereri (red-bellied piranha)
Lineage: Eukaryota; Metazoa; Chordata; Actinopteri; Characiformes; Serrasalmidae
Product: procathepsin L-like
Exons: 9
Coding region: 154-1143 (329 amino acids)
Biological process (GO): immune response
Cellular component (GO): lysosome
Molecular function (GO): cysteine-type endopeptidase activity
Source: RefSeq, a predicted model, not a curated record
UGAGCUGAGUGUGUUUGCGCACAUCUACAGGGCCUAGAGAUGAAGCAGAGUGGCAAAUAAACUCAGGAAAUGAGACAGAAGUUCAUAUAACACGUAUGGACACUUCAGUAAAGACAUACUGAGAGCAUCAGGCUGCAGAAGAUCACACUCAGAAUGAGGGGUUUACUUGCUAUUGCCACUCUGGUGGUCGUGGUUGAUGCAGCCAGUGUCUCUCUGGGGGAUCUGGAGUUCAACGCCUGGAAACUGAAGUUUGGUAAGACCUACCAUUCAGAGGAAGAAGAGUAUCAACGUAAGAUGAUCUGGCUGGACAAUCGUAAGCUGGUUUUGGAGCACAACAUGCUGGCUGACCAGGGCAUCAAAAGCUACAGACUCGGCAUGAACCAUUUUGCAGACAUGAACAUUCAGGAGUUUAAGGGCUGCUUGGGAUCCUUCAACUCGACCAAAACCCACAGUGCAACUCCAUUCCUCCGACAGGCAGAGGGCGUUGCUCUCCCAGCCACUGUGAACUGGACGCGCGAGGGCUAUGUGACCAGUGUGAAAAACCAAAGUAGUUGUGGCUCUUGCUGGGCCUUCAGUGCGGCGGGAGCGCUAGAGGGUCAAAUGUUUCGGAAGACGGGAAAGUUGGUGUCCCUCAGUGUUCAACAGCUGGUGGACUGCUCAUGGAUGGAGGGAAACAGUGGCUGUGGAGGUGGUUAUGUAGAGAGUGCCUUUCAGUAUGUUUUCAACAGCGGCCUGCAGUCCGAUGACACCUAUCCAUACAUGUCUAGGGAGGGGAUAUGCAAGUUUAAUCCGAAGAAAUUGAGCGCCACCUGCAGCGGCUUUUCGCGUUUGUCUGUCGCAGAUGAGAUCCUGUUGCAGAAAGCCGUGGCUGCAAUCGGACCCAUUUCUGCAGCUAUAGACACCAGCCCAAAAAGCUUCCUGCUCUAUCAGUCAGGUGUGUAUGAUGAGCCGGCCUGCAGCAGCACUAAGGUGACUCACGCUAUCCUUGUUGUUGGUUACGGAGCUGACUGCAGUGGUCGGAAGUACUGGCUGGUCAAGAACAGCUGGGGUACUCAAUGGGGUGAAAGAGGCUACAUCAGGAUGUCCAGAGACAAGGAUAACCAGUGUGGUAUUGCCACACGUGCCAUCUACCCAGAGGUUUAAAGAUUAGAGAACAUCAGAACCCUGUUGAACUUCUCAGGGAGCAGGAUGCAGCAACUACACCUCUAGUCUUUCCAGGUUCAGAUGUGAUUUCAUAAUGACAACACACAUGGCGGGAUAACUUGAAAUCAGCUGCUAAUAAGCAUAAGGCCCCCCUAAACCCUGCUCUCAAUUUACUCCAGUCUGCAUUCUUUUAGUCGAAUAUAUUCUAAAGCUAAAGUGGAUUCUGAUUCAUCUACUUUACUAUUUAUUUUUACCAUAUGUAGCAAGUUCUCCGCACACAUGCUUCACAUCUACAUGCUUCACAAGGUGUGGGAUUGGUUAAUAAUCUGUGUUUGUUCCCAUCCUAGUUAGUUCUCCUGAUAUUUAGCCCAUAAUUUCUCAUGUUAUUACUAAACAUUCUUGCUAAACAUCACAUCUGACCCCAUAAGACCUCUCCACCACUUCAUCAUCACUAUGCAACAGAUUUACCUCAGGAAUAUACACACUUGAAUUUAAUAGCAAGACUGUACUUCUGUCAAAAAGACAAAAACUUUCUACAUUUCUACAUGUUUCUCAUUAUUUUUUUACAUUUUACUACAUUUGUCUCUAUUUUACUUUUCAGAUUUUUACAUUUAUUGCUUUUCUUAAUUCUACUCCACAUGAAGAAACGUUGCUUGAAUCUGACAGUGAUUUAGAUGAAUCUGUCUUCUUGCAGAAAAGCCACAAUAUCUCUUUUGUUAAAUAAGAAUCACUCUGAUUGAUUCAUUCAUUAUAAUGUGUAAAACUGCCAAAACAAUUAGAAUAAAAUGUCUGCAUUUACACAGAUGGCUGUGAUGAA